Drosophila navojoa is the source of this 4993-nucleotide messenger RNA. It is a transcript of the gene ush, whose product is annotated as Zinc finger protein ush. NCBI's taxonomy places the organism in Eukaryota, Metazoa, Arthropoda, Insecta, Diptera, Drosophilidae. The record is from RefSeq and is a predicted model, not a curated record. Gene Ontology annotation, molecular function: RNA polymerase II-specific DNA-binding transcription factor binding. Gene Ontology annotation, biological process: negative regulation of transcription by RNA polymerase II; cell differentiation; positive regulation of transcription by RNA polymerase II. Gene Ontology annotation, cellular component: nucleus.
UUCGGCCUUUUGUUUUGAUUCUUAUCACGCUGCGAAACAGACAGCCGAAACGGACAGUGCAAUGAAAAUUGAAGUAAAAACAAAAUGAAAAAGCUGAGAAUGCGCGCGCAAUCAACAACUGAGCGAAUGAGCAAAGGAAGAGAGAAAGAGAGCGAGCGAAUUCACCGGUUUUUAUGCUGGCGGCUGCUUGGGGCGAAAGCUCCCAAAGCAGCGCAGCGCAGCGCAGCAACGACGGCGUCGUCGUCGUCGACAGCGGCAGCAUUUAGUUGUGAGCAAGACUUUGCACUGUUCGGACGUCGUUCGCCGCACGCCCACGCUACGCCGACGCCGACGCAACACGCGACAACUAGAAGCAACAACAGCAACAAUAACACGAGCUAUAAGCAACAAUUGUAAUGCCAAUAAGAAACAUCAAUUGAUUGGAAUAGAACGCCCGCCCAUUGCGUUGCCAAUCAGAUUCCCUUUGAGCGAUACCGUUACAUGAACUCGCGAUCGUCGCGCGCCUCGUUUAAAAUUAAUUAAUUAUUAAUAUGCACGCUAAAAGGUCAAUGCAAAUCACAUAUAUAAUUGAAUCGAAAUUAUAAAUAUAAAUUAUUAAAUCACAUUAAAUCAAAUAUUGUUGAUAACUGCAUGCGAAUUGCAUUCCAAUUGGAAAUAAAUCAAGGUGUUUAACGUGUUUUAUUUUCCGCCGGUAAAUGUGAAUGUCGCACAGGCAAACGGAUUUGAUGUAGACGCCGACUUGGACGCAGCUCUACACAUUGGAGCAGGCCCAAUCCCCAAUCCCGCCAACUUUGCAUUGGUAGCAAACAAUGUCACGACGCAAACAGUCGAAUCCAAAGCCGUUGAAUAAAGGUGAUUGUUCCGAUACCACAGAAGAGAUGACCGUCGACAGCAGAGGUUCCAAAUAUUUGCACACACACACGCACACGGGGUUGAGCGAGGAGAAAGAGCAGCAACAGCUGGAGGAGCUGCCCGAGGAGGAGCAGCUGGAGCAGCAAACUAGCAACGCCUCUGAGCAGCUGGAAGAGACCGACAUGGACCACGAAAUGGUCGAGGAGGAGCAGGCAGCGGCACAGGAGGCCAGUGCGCAACAGCAGGAGUUGGCUGACAGCUCGACGACUCCGCCGCGUAGUCCCACGCCUCCUGAGCUGGUGCCCAAACUGGAGCGUGCCGAUUCGCCAGCAACGCCGCCCUCUGUCGCUGUCACGCCCAGUCCGCCGCCAACACCUACGCCACCACUGGUGCUGCCCAAGCUGCGUCUCAAUGCGCUGCUUGCCUCCGAUCCGGCUCUGAAACCCGAUGCCAAGGAGCUGAAUCUCGAGCCACGCCUGCUCGGUCCGCCGCCACAGCUAGCCAAGCCCGAACAGCAGCAGCAGAGUUUGCCCGAUCCCAGCAGUCUGGUGGAGCCGCUGCUCAAGCCGGCGCGUUUCAUGUGCCUGCCCUGCGGCAUAGCCUUCAGCUCGCCCUCGACGCUGGAGGCGCACCAGGCCUACUACUGCUCGCAUCGCAACAAGGAUGCCGACGAAGAGUCAGCUGCCGUGGACAAGACCACAGCCGCAGCUGGCGUCGGUGGUGCCAAUCCGAAUGCCAACAGCAGCUCCAGUGGCGGCGGCUCCGGCUCGGAGCCACCCGCCAAGGUGGCGCGCACGGGCAAGCAGUACGCCUGCACGCAGUGCUCCUACAGCGCCGACAAGAAGGUCUCCCUCAACCGGCACAUGCGCAUGCAUCAGACCUCGCCUGCCGCGCCCACCCUGAACAGCCUUUCCGGGCUGGCGGCCAACGGUGUGGUUGCUGCCGCCGCCGCCGCGGCCGCUGCGGCCAGUGCGCUCGAGGAGAGCUCUAGUCAACAAAUCGAUCGCUACUGCAGCGACUGUGAUAUCCGCUUCAACAACAUCAAGACCUAUCGCGCCCACAAGCAGCACUACUGCAGCUCCCGGCGCAGCGAUGGCCAGCUGACGCCCAAGCCGGAGGCGAACGCUAGCAGCAACACCGGCGGCUCUGCAGCAGCAGCUGCGGCCGCAGGAGCUAAGCACAGUGGGGCCCACAGUCCGCAGACGCGCAACAAGACGCCGACUCCUGCAAUGGUCGCUGCUGCGGCGGCUGCGGCGGCCGCUGCUGCAGCUGCCGCCUCGCUGCAGGUGGCACCGCCGCAACCCUUCCUGGCACUGCCCACCAAUCCGAUCAUCAUAGUGCCCUGCUCGCUAAUACGCGCCGCCAGCCUCAUACCCGGCCCACUCACCACCUCCACGUCGGGCAUUGUCAAUCCGGAGUCCACAUGCUUCACCCUUGACAAUGGCGCCCUCAAGCCGCUGGCCACGGCGCUCAAUAUCAAUGCGCUAGCGGGCAAUGCCACGCCCACGCCCACAGGCACGCCCAUGCCCAGUGGCAAUCAGCUGAGCAUGCCCGCCCCGGAACCAGAGCGGCCCAGCGUCCCGGAGACGGAGCCCAAGACCAGUCCGCCGGAGCCCAAACGCAAGGAGGCCACUGGCAUGCGCGAUACCACGCCCCUUGACCUAUCCCUACGUCGCUCGCCCAUUUCACCGCUGCUGCAGCGCCAGCGCCUGAUGGAGGAGGCGCUGCUCGGCGCCGGCAAGGAGAACCUGGAGAGCAGCGGCCGAACCGGUGGCAGCGUGACCCCGGAGCAGAUUGUGUGCGCGCCCUCGCUGCCCAGCAGCCCCUCGAUGAGUCCGUCGCCCAAGCGACGUGCGAUCAGUCCGCGCAGCUCUGGCGCGGGCAGCGCUGCCUCGAUGUCGCCGCCAGCGUUGGCCGUGCCCCACCUGCUGGACAAUCUGCAGCCACUGCGCUCCAUGUUGCCCGGCGACUUUGCGCUAUCCGAAUCGCUGCUCGCCAAGACCAAUCCGGAGCUGGCGCUCAAGCUGGCUGCUGCCGCUGCAGCAGCUGUGGCGGGCAGCAGCAGCAGCGCCGAGCUGGCCAGCAAGCUGGGCUUCAGUCCAGUCCAGUCCGGCGCCGCCCCUGCCCCGGCUGUGGCCACUGUUGCAGCCAAUGCGCCCAACAGCCAGCCGCAGAUCUAUGUGAAGCAGGGCGUGUCCAAGUGCAAGGAGUGCAACAUAGUCUUCUGCAAGUACGAGAACUACUUGGCGCACAAGCAGCACUACUGCUCCGCCCGCAACCAGGACGCGGGCGUGGAUGGUGACUCCAAGAACGCAGUGACACCGCCUGCCGUAGCGGGCCCCGGCGUGCCUGCUGGCGCCUCAUCCUUGGAGACGACGCCCGUGGCCUAUCAGCAGCUGAUCUGCGCCGCCUGCGGCAUUAAGUACACCUCGCUGGACAAUCUGCGCGCGCACCAGAACUACUAUUGUCCCAAGGGCGGAGCGGCAGCCACGCCCGCGGAGGCAGCCACGCCACAGCUGCCGCUGCCCAAGGAGAAGUGCGUCAAGUGCAAGACACUGCACGAUCACGGUCAGCCAUGCCCGACGCCCCCAGCCACGCCCCAGCUGGCGCCGGCCAGUGCGGCUGUAGCGAACAGCGUGAACAAGUGCCCGGUGUGCGGCGUGGUCAGCCCCACCGCUGCGCUGGCCCGCAAGCACAUGGAAAUGCACGGCACGGUCAAGGCGUUCCGCUGCAGCAUCUGCCAGUACAAGGGCAACACGCUGCGCGGCAUGAGGACCCACAUACGCACCCACUUCGAUAAGAAGACCAGCGACGUCAACGAGGAGCACUACAUGACCUGCAUCUUCGAGGAGGAUGCGGCGGCAGCAGCUGCAGCGGCCGCCCCGCCACCCCCCGCCCUGGGCCUGGACCUGCCCGCCGUGACUGCGGCCCAGGAGCAGCUGGAACAGCAUGCGGCACAGAUCUUCAACUGCGAUCACUGCAACUAUGCCUCCACCUACAAGGGCAAUGUGCUGCGCCACAUGAAACUGCUGCACCCACACGUGGCAAUCAGCUCGCCCUCCAUCUCGCCCGAGUCCCGUGAGCAGGAUGCCAAUGCCCAUGCCCUGCCCGAGGCGGCGCUGGUGAAUGGCGAACGCGAGGCGGCCAGCUUCCACAUUAAGUCGGAGCCCUUGGAGCCAGCUGUGGCCACGCUGAGUCUGGUGCACGACAACAACAAUUCGCCCAUUGGCACGCCGCACACGCACAUCAAAGCCGAGCCACUGGACAUGGGCAUUGAGGUGACCCCAACCACACUGCCGCCACCCAUGGCCAAUUCGCCGCUGGGGCCGAGCGCUGCGGAGGCCAUGAAGAAAUACUGCUCCACCUGCGACAUAUCGUUCAACUAUGUGAAAACCUUUUUGGCGCACAAACAGUUCUACUGCAAGAGCAAGCUGCAUCGACCGGAGGCCACCGAUAGCCCCAGUCCGACGGUGGGCGUCGGUGGCGCCGCCAUGCCGCUGCAGUCGCCCAGCGAGCUGCUGUUGCUGCAAAAGAACAAGGAGAAUCUGCAGGAGGCGGCCAUUUGAGAGAGCCAGCUGAUGUGGGAGGUGCAGCGCAAGCAGCUGGAAUGGUACUACAAGUGCUUCUGAGCCAACCACACAAUCGUGCAUCCACAAAUAUCAACCACCCACACAACCACAAACAUCAACCACCAACAACACCACAACCACCGACACAGUAUCGAAAGUAUUUCCGGAGAAUCUCCAACUGUUUCCCCCUGCGAAAAUAGACAGAUCCUGAUUAAUAAUAUCCAGGCAAUAUAUAGAUAUACAUAAAGACAUAGAUGUAUAUAUGCGAAUAUAUAUAGAUAUAUAUAUAUAUAUAUAUUUGUGCUGUAGAAAUCAUGACAUAUAAUGCAUGCCAAAGCUUACCACUUAGAGAAGAAUUCACAAUUGAAGUGCAAGAAACUACAAGUUUUUCGAUAUCGAAAUAGAUCAUAGUGUAUCCAGGGAGUAUGCUCCUCGAACUACCCAAAAAAUGUAAGUGGAGUCUCUCCACGGUUGGGUUAAGCGGUAUAUAAUCCUAAUAGAUCCAAUAAUAUGCAUAUGCAAAUCCAAUAGCGUUCAAGCUUAAAUAACAAAUAAAACUGUGUAAUUUAAAU